Sphenostylis stenocarpa is the source of this 498-nucleotide messenger RNA. The record is from the annotation of a GenBank genome assembly. NCBI's taxonomy places the organism in Eukaryota, Viridiplantae, Streptophyta, Magnoliopsida, Fabales, Fabaceae.
AUGAAAUCUCUGAAUCCUCCUUUUCUUCAAGACAAGGCUGUCCUUUACAUCCAGCAUCAAAAGUUUCAGUUCUACACGUCUCUUUGUUGUCAGCAUGCACAUUUUAAAAAUGAAUGUGGUGACAGUACGAUGAGAAAACGUGCCACAGAAAACCAAGACAAACACGUCAUUGGCGCCGAAACAACCCAAUGCAGACAGAAUAUGAUCAAAGAACGUAGACAUCCAUGGACAAGUCCUUGUACUUUAACUGAAAUGUGCCGUGAAAAAAAACUAAAAUUGUUUAUUUCAUUAGCAUGGCACAUAAAUGGAGGGGCAUUAGAAAAGUCCAUAGUUCCACAUCAAUCACAGUACAAUGGUCUCCAAUGGAAGAGAAAAGCUGCAAUGGAGGAGCCAUUUAUCAUCUCUAACCACACCUCCACAAGAAGCACGGUGCGUGUGGUGCUGAAAGCUACAUCAGAAAUGGGAAUCAGAAUUGUGUGUGGAACUGCAUAUGUGUAG